AACAUUAUCCACACUUCCAACACAAAGUUUAUCACUCUUUGAUUUCUUUAGUUCAUCAUUCAUGGCUUCUUUUCUUGGCCACAACUCUUUACAAACAUUCCUCAAAUCAUCCAACAUCCUAUUCUCCCAAAAGCCCAAAACCUUAAUCACCUAUGCAUCAUCAUCAUCAUUCCCAGCAAGAGACAAAAUCAUAGACUUUGGUAAAUUCAAAGGAAGAAUGCUAGGAACUCUACCUUCAACCUACCUAAAAUGGGUGUCCAACAAUCUCAGAGCAAGGGACUUUGAAGAGUGGGCUAAGUUAGCUGAUCAAGUACUCGAAGACCAUGUAUACAAAGACCGUAUAGAGUGGGAGUAUGCUGAAAAGCUUCUCAAUGGAGAUGUCUUAACCGCUAAUUCUAAGUCUGAAGGUGUGGUUGCUGAACUGCUUGAUAUAAGUCAGAGGUUUGGGUGGGAUAAUGAUGAUAAAGUUGGGUGGAGUAAGAUUGAUUAUCAGCUUCUUGGAACCUCUAAAGGGAAGAGGAUACCAAGGUUGAAGGAGAGGAAUGAUGGAGAGUUGCAGAAUUUGAAGAGAGAAAAAGCUGACAGGAGUAGAGAGGUUGGUGUGAGGGAUAAGAGAGUUGAGAGAAGAGAGAGGUUGAGGAUUCAGAGAGGGUUGUUAAGCAUGAAUAAUGAUCAUAAUAAUAGGUUUAACAAUGUGGUUAAGGAAGGAGAUGUGGGAAAAGAGAGUUCUGAUCAAAAUGCAGGGGUUUACAGUCCAUUUCCUGGAAGAGAAACACUCCUAAGAAAUGCUCUUAAUCGGCGAAGAAUUGUUUAGAGGUGGUACAUGGAUUGUUCGGGUUUAAUUAGUUUAGUUUGAGUAAUUUGAUUCAGUUUUACUUUUUAUUUAGGUAGGAUCAUAUUCGAGUGUGUCAUGAUCGAUCAAUGUUAGUCCCGUGAUUUUUUGAGUCAAGUAGUUUUGGACCUGGUAAUUGGGUGCGGGUUAGUUUUGCCAAGUCAAUAUUUGAUAGACAAGCUAUAACUCUUCCAAGAUUUUGUGUUAAGAGCAUAAUUUCAGCAAACUCACUGCUAUUUAUUAUUUUAGUGUAUGAAAUUUACAAACCAUAGUUUGAAUAAUA
Messenger RNA from Spinacia oleracea (spinach), 1115 nucleotides. RefSeq lists its product as uncharacterized. NCBI's taxonomy places the organism in Eukaryota, Viridiplantae, Streptophyta, Magnoliopsida, Caryophyllales, Amaranthaceae. Bases 62 to 814 code for a protein of 250 amino acids. The record is from RefSeq and is a predicted model, not a curated record. Gene Ontology annotation, cellular component: plastid. The transcript has a single exon.